Molecule: messenger RNA, 5973 nt
Organism: Anopheles moucheti
Lineage: Eukaryota; Metazoa; Arthropoda; Insecta; Diptera; Culicidae
Product: solute carrier family 41 member 1
Exons: 9
Coding region: 1169-3157 (662 amino acids)
Biological process (GO): monoatomic cation transport
Cellular component (GO): plasma membrane
Molecular function (GO): monoatomic cation transmembrane transporter activity
Source: RefSeq, a predicted model, not a curated record
AAUAAAACUCAUCACUGCAUUAACCCAAGAUUUUGUGCUGUUCGUGUUCAAUAGUGGUAGUGGUAUAACAAAGUAGUGGAACAAUUUGUGUAAUUAUUACCUUCCUUUCGAACGCACGACCAACGAUGGUCGAAUAUUAAUACGAAUCUGAAUUCUUCUUCACUUUAAAUAACCGGUCACCAAUCAACAUCGUCAACGGAUAGAAUCCCUUCUACGUAUCGUAACGUCCGACAUCGACAAGUGGCUAAACCUGCAAAGAAAAACAAUACGGACACAAGUGCAUUGUGGUACGCUCACAACACUUCCACAGCCAGUCCGAGCGGUCAGUGCGAUUCACUCCGUAAUCUAGACCUCUGAUCAAUUAAUCUGAUCAGAACAGAGGUCAACAAAGCUGUUAGAGGAAUUCUGCCAACGCACGCUAACCAGAACGGUUCAGUCUGGAGUUAUCAGGAAGCUGCGGACGCGGUACACGACGGCCAGUGCCAGAGGGCCCCAACGUGAAAGCUAACUGGGGACGCCACUGCACUCCGUUCGACCCUGCGCUCCUCUGCAUACCGACGGGUAUGGGCGUAUUCGUCACAACCGGUCGCAGCAAGCUUCCGUGCCGAUAGACAACAACGAAUGUCCGACGAACAUCAACCGGAACAUUACUUUCAGAACGAAUAUUUCCUUUACGAAAACAAAUAAGAUUAUAGUAUAGUCUUAACUAGUACAAAGAAGAGAUAAAACCCAUCACACAAAGGAAGACCACAAACUUGCCGUAAACUCACGCGUGUCAUAUAAACCGUGAAGCAUUUUGGGUUACCUUUUACAAAGCCUAAUUCCACCUCAUUCCCUGCUGCGGAUGUAGAUCAGAGCAGAUCUAAAGUUCUGUGUUCUCCACGGAAGCUAGAAACUUAAAUUUUCAACGAAAUCCCUUGUGAUCUUGUGGAAUCUACGGAUAAUUUGGAGUUUCCAAGGACAACGCCACAUCUAGUGUGUAGCGGCUACCUUCGGACGAGAUCCUGCACCAAACGAACUUCCUGUCAUACACAUUUCCUUGGAGAACAAAUCAUUUCAACAACACCAUCUUUACAUUAUUGUGCUAGUGCCAUCCUUCAGCAAUUUGGAAAUUCCCAUUAUACAGCGUUUGGGCACUGGCAUUUGCUAUACCGAAGAGAUCAAAACCAUGAAGCCGAAGGAUAAAAUGAAUUCCGAAAUAGCCGAAUCAGUUGCAGGGCCAAACACUCAACAAGACAGUGUCAUCGCGUUUGAUACAAUGGACGUAAUGCUCUUGGACAGUCAAAGCACCGGUCCAGUCGGUUCCCACAUCGGCAGUCAACGAUCGAGUUUCUCCAGCGCAGGAACCGUAAUAGCCCCGCAGUCGCUAGCGGCAAUUCCGCUUGAUACGGGACACGCUUUCCGAGAUGAUCUCGGGCAUGGGCUACAAAUCGAUACACGUGGGGCCACAGAAUUCUACCGCGUCGAUGACGAUAGCUAUAGACCGUUUACGAUUUACGGAGGAAGUGGUGAUGGCAAGGGUAAAAUUGCCACCCUACCUGCAUCCACAACGGGGUCGCUGAGCUCGAUAAUAACGACAUCGAUUGCAUCUUCCGAGCCGGACCGGGGCGAUCACCGUAGUGGCGGUGGUGGCGGUACCGGCUGCUCCGGAAGUCUGGCCGAUGAAGUCAGUGAAGGUGGACCUCUUGAGCAGAAGUGCGUUGUUGGAGGCGGUGGUAUUGCGGGGGUAAAUGUAGCCGGUACGGAUGAUGGAUCUGCCGGAGAUGGUGGAGCAGGUCGAGAGCAUGGUGCCGGCAUACGGCAAGAAAAGUGGUGGUAUAUGACACUUCAAAUCGCCAUACCAUUUUUCAUUGCUGGUGUAGGCACCAUUGGAGCAGGAAUCAUCCUAGGUCAUGUCGAGAACUGGAAAGUAUUUGUCCAUGUGUCGGAGUUAUUCAUUUUGGUGCCAUCGCUACUAGGACUGAAGGGUAACCUGGACAUGUGUCUGGCAUCACGUCUCUCAACACAAGCCAACCUCGGUAAUAUGUCGGGAAGGCGAGAAAUCUUUCACAUGAUCCUCGGCAACAUAGCAUUAGUGCAAGUUCAGGCAACCGUUGCUUCAUUCAUCGUCUCUAUGUUUGCUGUCGCUGUCGGAGCAAUUAUCAAUGGGACUAUAAUCUUCGAUCACGUAAUGUUGCUGACAGCCUCGGCCAUGUUCACUGCCACCAGCUCCUGCUUUGUGCUAGACUUCGUCCUAGUGGCUGUGAUCCUUGUUUCAAGCCGAACAACAAUGAAUCCCGAUAACCUAGCAACACCACUAGCAGCGUCGAUUGGAGACGUGGUAUCCAUAUCGUUGCUGGCCGGAAUGAGUACUCUAUUGUUUGAAAAUAUUGAUACACACCUGUGGGUUACGUUUGUUAUGGUGGCCGUUUAUGUGUUUUUGCUACCAUUUUGGAUGCUCCUCGUUUAUCGUAACAAAUAUACACGAUCCGUACUUUCAACGGGAUGGGUUCCCGUGCUGUCUGCGCUAUUCAUUAGCGGAAUGGGUGGUCUGGUUCUGGACAAAGCCGUCGGUAUAUUCAACGGGUUUGUUGUGUUCCAGCCAAUUAUUAACGGUAUCGGAGGUAACCUUGUAUCAGUACAGGCAAGCAAGAUAUCUACUAUGCUUCACCAGAGCUCCAUUAUCGGAAUAAUACCACCGCACGCAAAGAUUUUUGAAUUGCCCUGGAAAGCUCUUUUUCAUGGAGUUCCUUAUGCUAGAACCGCACGAAUACUCAUUGCGAUGUCAAUUCCUGGCCAAGUGUUGUUUAUUUUUGUAGCAGAUUACAUCCACAUGUCUAGCUCUACCAUUGGCGUUCCUUUUGUUCUUUCCUAUUUAUUCGUCAGCACUCUACAGGUUAUGCUGCUGCUAUACAUUGCUCAUGUGAUUAUCCACUUGAUGUGGAAAUGGAAGAUCGAUCCAGACAACUCGGCAAUUCCUUACCUGACUGCACUGGGUGACUUGUUUGGUUCAAGUUUCCUGAUGCUGGCCUUCCUAUUCCUCCGUUCAAUAGGUCACCCGUACGGUGAAUCGUCAAGCGAAACUGUCGAUGGAUUUGGACUACUAUCUACGCCUGAGAUGACUACCAUUAGCGGAGGUACAUUGACAGAUCUAAUACAUGAUGGCAGUGGCACAUAGGUGCUGGUCACUGCUUUUCAGCCACCUAGUUUGUGCUCUGCUAGCAGUGCUACAAAAUGGUCAAUGUAUUACUACUACCAAUUAACAAUUACAACCAUACAAUAGAGAGCAUGAAAUCGUUGGUACCAUUACAUGCAUUAUUUAAUUCCAAUUAUAGUAGUUUAGUUACAUAUGUAAUCAGACGCGUGUCGAAUAGGAAGAACUAGAACGCUUUGAGCGAUAUGAUUAAUAGGCAUUUGCAAUUCAUAUGUAUAUAUCUAUAAUUUCUUCAAUUCAAAAUCCCCAUUAAGGGUCAAUUAUUUUCACCCAAAAAAAUUAUUAAAAAGACUACAAACGGCCAAACACAUUUCACCUGUUAUGUAAUAGGGUUUUAUAUGAAAAUAAUUGUAUUGCAAUUGACAGGGUUGAAGAAAAGGUAACACGUUUAACGAAAUAGGCAGCCAAUGUGAAUAUUAUUACAUAUUAGUCGGAAUACAUAUUAGUAUAUCAGUAUAGCACACAGUCCAUAGAAGACAAUAUUAAUGAAUUAGAUGGCUUUUUAUACUUUUCUUUGUUUUUGUAAGCGCAGUUCUAAAAAAGUACAUUUGUGGUUUAUUUGUGGUCGUUUUGUAUUCACAAUCGGUUUACUUGAAAUCUGAUAUGCCACAUUACUCAUACCAACGCAUUGAGAGAUCACAAACUAUGGUUGACAUAGUUAACCAAUCUUCAUUAUAUUUCACUACAUUUAACGCCUUUUAAACCUUAGUCAUUAACCCAUUAGGAGAUUAUUUCAAUUUCCUAUAUUGAGAUAAACAUUUAAUUGAACUCAAGUAGACGUAAAUCCAUUGCAGAGGACAAUGUGAGCACUAUGCAUGUGACACUGAAAGACUAGCUAUUUUGCUUUUGUGGAUGCCACUAUUGGUAUACAAUUGUCUGGAAGAAUGAAAUCCUGUUGACUAACUAACCUAUGUACAAUAAACCUAACAGCUACCACACGACAGUUUCAGCUUUCCGCAUAGGUUUCGUCAAAAUUAGCUUUUGUUUUUACUUAAUAUCCAUUGCAUCUCUGCUAGCUAACUUUAUUUAUAUUAAAGAAAAUUAAAACCUUGAAACGUUUUUGAAGGCAUUUUCUUCCUUGUAACGAUGAGUGAUAAAGACGCCCAUUUUAAAAUAUUCUAAACUUUUUCCGCUUAAACGCUAAUUAACGAAUCCAUAUUGAUAUAAUUAAUCAAAAAGUUCAUCUAUUAAGUACACUCAUUUCAUUUGACUUUUAAUGAGUAACAUUACAUAUAGAGCUGUACAAUUUAACCCAUUGGUCAAGAUAUAUGUUCAUUCUACUACAAUUAUUCCAAUCCAUUCAUUGCCACAACCAAUCUUUUCGUCCACUUACAGGCACAACAGUAGCGUAGAAAUGACGUACCAAAGAGCACAACCAUUACAAAGUUUUUACGAAUGCAGGAAUUGGGUAGUAAUAUGUAGAUCGAUGAAGUUACACUACAUGAUCCGUUAAGGUCGAACAACGAGACGAACCAAUAACGAAGAGGUGAGGCAGAAAAAAGUGCUAGCUUUAUUAAACAUAACAAAAUUCGGUUUUGAAUUAUUUUUGUUAUUGUAAUUAUUUUAAAGGAAUUAUCAAAUUAUUUGUUUUUGCAAAAACCAUUAUUCUGUACGAUGAGAAAAGUAGUGAGUGCACAAUAUGAAUCAUAUGGAGAGUCAGUGCACUUUACUUCAAUCAUAAAAAAGUGCCUAAGGAAACGGGCGUUUGUAAGCUCACUGUGAAAGAGGAACGCUGCUGUUCAAAAUAAAGAAUGAAGUAAGCAAAAGCCAUACAUGUAAAGUGAAGGUUUAAAGCGUAUUGGAAUAAAUAACUAGGUUGAAACCCGCACGAUUUGUACUGACUCUCCUAAAUUGUUAUGUUCAAUUUGUUGCUCGAACAUGGUACGAUUUAUUCGGCCAUACAAUCCUGUGGUACCGCGCAUUUGCGGUACCGUAUAUAGUUUGGAUAAUGACUGGAAGUAAACGAAUGAUUGUCAAUGGUAUGACAACUGUAAAGAAACCCGGCAGCAAAACAGUCGUAACAGUUGAACAAAUAACGUCAAUCUAUAAUAUAGGAUUUAUCUGUGACAAUAACGUUAAUAACCCAGUAACAGAAAACAGCUUGUGUGAAACAGUAAGGCAGAAUGUAUCCUUGCAGUAGAUAAAACUUUGAAGAUUUUUUUUUAUCAAACCAGAAAAAUGAUUUUUGUUAGUAAAAUUAUUCAUCAUUUUCAUAUGACUGUAACGUAAGCGAAACAACCGCGUAUCAGCUGAUAUGCUGAAAAAACUGGAGGGAAUAUUAACAAUGGUAUGAAAUAAAAUCUGAAAUGAUUUGGAAAGUUUCAGGACAUAAUGUAUCUGUGUAGUAGGACGUAUUUAUAAAAUUUUACGACGGAAAACUAGGUUUGAGUAUCUGUUAGAUCCUUAGUUCUACUAUUUUUUCUGCAUUCAUUUUUCUUCUAAUUCACUUUCACGAAUUGGCAUUACUAUAAAAUGACAGUUACAACUGGAAUAAGCAAUAGUGCACUUGAGAAGGAAUAAAUAGUUGAAAAGAACAGUCGAGUCAAAUCGAAGGCAAAUAUAUUGUGAUAAGGGGAAGAUAUUGGUUCCAUCAAGCAUUUCUUCGAUGAAAUGUAUGUCGAGCGAUAAUGCAGCUAACUAGAGUAUUAAAGGCUCGUCAAAGUAACAUAAACUGUCUCAAUAGAGCUGUAAAACACAAUUUAAUAAAAAAAAACAGCGAGACAAAGCGUAAGAUUGAAACGCAAAAACAUAAUUCCUCUAUAGAUGCCUGUAGAAGUCCA